Messenger RNA from Exaiptasia diaphana, 1172 nucleotides. RefSeq lists its product as uncharacterized. The coding region runs from base 1 to 1140 and encodes 379 amino acids. The record is from RefSeq and is a predicted model, not a curated record. NCBI's taxonomy places the organism in Eukaryota, Metazoa, Cnidaria, Anthozoa, Actiniaria, Aiptasiidae. The transcript is spliced from 5 exons.
AUGUCAACUAACAUCAUCUUGAGCGAGAACGCGCCGAAAAGCCAGUCGAAUGACGGCGAAAUCUCUGGAGGACAAAAGUCUCCCACAAAUUCACUGGGAACAGCUAUCAGUGAAUCAUCUGGUGAAGAAGUGGAAAUCUUCAUCACUGAAGACGUUUCGUCCUCUAACGUCAAACGUGCGCCAAAAACCGCUUCGAGAAUCCCAAAGCCACGACAACUGAAGUCUACACAGCCUGAGAACAAGCCAAAACUCAAAGGUUCUCAAUACAACAAGUACUACACUGGAUUUGGCACUCAUUACAGGCAUCCAACUCACACAAGYGCGGGCAUCAGGAUAAAACCACUGGARUUUCUGCCMACAAUWWUAUCAGAAUCAGAAGGAUCUGAUUCCGACAGUGCCAGCAAAAAGAAAGCAAGAGCCAGUGAUGAUAACACAGCGGAUGAAUGCAGUUCAAUCGACCUUGAUGACUUAAUUGCUGAGAUAUUGGAGACUGAUUCAGAACCAUCGCACACUAAGUCUCGCCACUGCAAAAGCUGUACUGAUAAGGCCAACCAAAUCAAGAAACUUCAGCAAUCUGACAGUGAGCUAAAACAAAGAAUCCAAGAACUUGAAAAGACCAUUGAGGAGCAGAAACAAGCCAUUGAAGAGUCUGCAAAGAAGGCAAAAAGCCUAGAUGAGAAGCUCUACCUCCUUCAGCAUGACUACAAGUGCUUGGAAGUCUCAGUUAAGUGGGCUGAAUGUGAAGCCGAGAAAGCAAAGGAAGAAUCUCAGAGAUAUUCUCAAAUGGACGAGGAAUACACRCGCAAUGAGGAAAGACUCAAGAAUAAUAUCUCAGAACUCCUCAUGACCAACAGAGAAUUGAAAGAGAAGAAUUCUCUGGAAGAGUUCUCCUCGCAGCUCCAAGAGUUUCAUGAGAAAAUCCUGGCUACCAAGAGGCAGUUGAUGGAGGAUCUAAAUAAGAAGCCAAAGGAGCCAACCAUUGAACAGUGUGACGACGCCUCAAGCACCGAUGGCGAAGAGACCACCACAGAUGCUCAGUCCUUGCUUGAUGGAUUACAGUCUGCUUUUGAUGACCUCAAGGAAGAGAUCUCCCUGAGUAAAGCAAAACAUGUAAGUCCCAAAUCAUUUGGUAUUCAGUAACUAAGUAGUUGAUUGAUUUAUUGAUGGAUUGA